Zygotorulaspora mrakii is the source of this 1053-nucleotide messenger RNA. It is a transcript of the gene PHO23, whose product is annotated as Pho23p. Gene Ontology annotation, cellular component: Rpd3L complex; nucleus; Rpd3L-Expanded complex. NCBI's taxonomy places the organism in Eukaryota, Fungi, Ascomycota, Saccharomycetes, Saccharomycetales, Saccharomycetaceae. Gene Ontology annotation, biological process: regulation of DNA-templated transcription. The coding region runs from base 1 to 1053 and encodes 350 amino acids. The transcript has a single exon. The record is from RefSeq and is a predicted model, not a curated record.
AUGAGCAGCGUUCCGGCUAAUCUGUAUCCGGGAUUGAAUGACAUCGUCGAUGUGUUGGAAGAGAUUCCCUUGGAGACCUCCAGAUACUUGACACUUUUGCAUGAGAUUGAUGCAAAAUGUGUGCAUUCGAUGCCAGCACUGAAUAGCCACAUUGGUGAAUUUUUAAGCUUGAACAAAUCAGCAGGUAACGCGUGCAAAACAGAUCAGCUGAUGGAUAUCAACAGAUUAUUCAAAGAGCUUAUGCCAUCUUUGGAGGAAGAAAUGCAUGUUUCUUCCAUCAUGUUAGAGUCUCUCCAGAAACUCAUAGUGAGGCUGGAGCUGGCGUAUGAAAUUGCAAUAAGGAAUCAGGAGGUACCCGCGAAACUUAGAUUGGGUGUUGACAAUCAUCCAGCGAUGCAUCUGCAUUAUGAGCUCAUGGAAAAAAUCGAUGGAAAGUCAACGAAUGGUAACAACGGGAAUGGUACGGGAAAUGGAAGUAAGACUACCCAAGCUUUGCGAAGUGAGUCUCGUCGAGAGGCCAUGGUAGCUAAUAAGAAACACGGUAAUGAUUCAGCUUCUCAGGUAGCGGGUACAGAGCUUAAUACUUCACAGGGAGAUCUCGUUUCAACAAAUGACGAUUUACAACAGCAACACAUCGACUCGGGGUUCGCUACGCAAGAACAGGACGCUUCAAGAAAGAGAACCAACGUAAAUUCCAAUGGUGCACUGCCAGAGUCAAAGAAGCGCAAGCGCAGAGCAAAUGUGAAAACUGUACCGAAUGGUUCCGUCUCAAUGACUGCCGAUCCCGUAGCUGUGACAUCAGCAUCAAUAACCGCUACGGCGGUUGAAACGCCAAAUCCAGUAUACGCCCACGCACACCAAAAUGGUACAAAAGCAAGGACAAACGACUACGGUGAACCAUUGUACUGCUAUUGUAAUCAAGUCGCAUAUGGUGAAAUGGUUGGCUGUGAUGGAGAAAACUGUGAAUUGGAAUGGUUUCAUUUACCCUGUAUAAAUCUAGAUCACUUGCCAAAGGGGAAAUGGUAUUGUGACGAUUGUAAGAAGAGAUUAUAG